CGCCCAAGCCUCCAAGUCCAAAGCCCGCUUCCUCGCCUCCGCCGGUCGGUUUCCUCCUCCUGUGCCGCACCGCCCGCCGGUUUCCCUGAAACGCCUCGCAGUCGCCAGCGAAGACUUCUUUACAGCAGCGUCCGUCCCGGCCGGGAGGUGGUCAUCAUCCACUGGACGCCACCGUUGCGGAGGUCUUAGGCUACGACACGCGCCAAGGCUCCGGGGUCUCAGGAGAAGACUCGAGAGAGGAGGAAGGGAACAAAAUGGGUGGUGGCGCGGUCGUCGACAAGUGCGGCACGUGGUGCGAGCUCUGCGGGGGCGCCGCCACCGUGCACUGCGCUGCGGACUCGGCGUUCCUCUGCCUGCGCUGCGACGCCAAGGUGCACGGCGCCAACUUCCUCGCGUCCAGGCACUUCCGCCGCCGCCUCGGCGCGGCCGCGGACGACGCGUCUCAGUCCGAGGCGUCGUCCGCGUCGAGUAGUUCUUGUGUGUCCACUGCCGACUCCGCGGAGUCGACUGCUGCGGCGCCAGCGCCGGCAACGGCCGAGGCGGCUGGGAGGGGGCUCAAGCGACGGGCGCGCGCGGAGGCCGUGCUCGAGGGGUGGGCCAAGCGGAUGGGCUUCGCGGCCGGUGCUGCGCGCCGGCGUGCGGCCGCGGCCGCUAUCGCGCUCCGGGCGCUGGGCCGGGGCGUCGCCGCGGCGCGCGUCCCGCUCCGCGUCGCGAUGGCUGCCGCGCUCUGGACGGAAAUCACCUCCACCGCCGCCGUCUCCGGCGGGGAUGCCACGCUGCUCCGGCGGCUGGAGGCCACCGCGCACGUGCCGGCGAGGUUGGUCCUCACCGUGGCGUCGUGGAUGGCGCGCGCCUCGAGCCGGCCGUCCUCCGACGACGCCGAGGAGGGCUGGGGUGAGUGCUCCUGAUCCGGGCCCACGGCCGGUCCGGGUCCACUGCUCAUCCAUUGCUGUACACGAGCUGAACCAGUACCACCAAGCCUGAGAUAGAAUGCAACAUGUGGGCAACGUUUGCUUGUUCUUUUCCUCCAUAAUUAAGCGAUUAAUUAGCUGCGAGUGGCCAAAGAUGGUUCUGGUUAGGAAGGCCAAGAGAAGUCCAAAUGGAUGGUAGCCAGUGUAAGGUGGUGGCUGCACAAGUCUCUUCUGAUUAACUAUAGGUGAUUGGGUUUAGACUCAUGUGAUAUGAAAUGAUGUAUGUUGUGGGGCAAGGCAACGAAAUGGUUGGAUAUUUUCUUUUAUUA
This is a messenger RNA of Phragmites australis (common reed), 1240 nucleotides long. RefSeq names its product B-box zinc finger protein 32-like. Gene Ontology annotation, molecular function: zinc ion binding. The transcript has a single exon. Lineage: Eukaryota; Viridiplantae; Streptophyta; Magnoliopsida; Poales; Poaceae. The record is from RefSeq and is a predicted model, not a curated record. Bases 255 to 908 code for a protein of 217 amino acids.